Molecule: messenger RNA, 309 nt
Organism: Saimiri boliviensis boliviensis (Bolivian squirrel monkey)
Lineage: Eukaryota; Metazoa; Chordata; Mammalia; Primates; Cebidae
Source: RefSeq, a predicted model, not a curated record
AUGGUGAAGCAGAUUGAGAGCCAGGUUGCUUUUCAGGAGGCCUUGGAGGCUGCAGGUGAUAAACUUGUUGUAGUUGACAUCUCAGCCACGUGGUGUGGGCCUUGCAAACAGAUCAAGCCUUCCUCUCAUUCCCUGUCUGAAAAGAAUUCCCACAUGGUAUUCCUUGAAGUACACGUGGAUGACUGUCAGGAUGUCGCUUCAGAAUGUGAACUCAAAUGCAUGCCAACCUUCCAGUUUUUUAAGAAGGGACAAAAGGUGAAUUUUCUAGAGCUAAUAAGGAAAAGCUUGAAGCUAGCAUUAAUGAACUAG